UGGAUCCCUCUCUGUGUAUUCUGUACAUAGCAAGCCAAGCCUCACAAUGCUGCGUUUACUAAACUAAGAGGCUUAGAAAUUUGCAGUGAUGUCGCUGUUCCCAGACCUCCCUCUCUGUGGUGGACUCGUUCUGUGAGGCAGUGCAGCACUCAGACAGACAGCUGUGGGGGCAGAGCGGGGCAGGUGGACUGAGCAGGAGGAGAAAUCAACAUCACCUGUUUGGGAAAUCUAGAACAAGGGAGGACAAAAAAAGGAGGAGGAGGAGGAGCAGAGUCUUUUCAGAGAGCUUAGGUCCCGCUCUGCUACCCAUCCCGCCCUACUCUCUUUCAUAUGCACACACACACACACACACGCACACACAGGCACACACACAGACAUACCACUCUCCCCUUGUUUCUCCCUUCUUCCCUCCCUGUUUGUCUCCGAUGCUGGUGUGAACAGCAGGACACUCUCGGCUGAGCUGCAUGGAGGCACAGGGAGGGGCAGGGAGCCCAGACCCCAAUAAAGACAUCCAGAAGCUGCUGAAGCCUUCCAGCUCAGGUGACCUAUCCAAGGAGUUGUUCCAUCACCCAGCAGGGGGGGAGGAGGAUGAGGAGAGCGGCCUGUCUCUGCACACUGCUAGCCUGCUGCACAUCACUGAGAAGAGACAACCACUGAGUAGUGUAUCUUCUUUGGAGGUGCACUUUGACCUCCUGGAUUUGACUGAGCUGACUGACAUGUCUGACCAGGAACUGGCUGAAGUUUUUGCUGACUCUGAUGAGGAGAACCACAACGAGUCCCCAGCAGGUUCCCACCAGCCUGUGCUGCCUAGAGGUGGGUACAUGCGCUCCCCCUCGUGGACACGCUGCAGCAAAGUUGAGCCCCCGCGAGAGAGGAAGCACCACAGUGACUCGGACACCCCGGAGCCCUUAAUGAAGCUGGAGAGACCGAAGCAGCCGUGACAUCUGAUGUGAAGAAGCUGGACCGCAGAGAGAGAGAAAAAAAACCCAGAGGCAGAUGGACACAGCCAGAGCGGGAACACAACGUGGACCAAGAGGCCCCCCCCAUUUGCCACUGUGCACUCACAUAACGUUUCAUGGUGCUGAAAAGACGAGUUCAGGUUGAACUCUGGACAACAUGCUCUGUGCUUUAAAGAUGUUGAGAUGUGCAAUACACACAUCUUCCCUCCCUAUCUU
This is a messenger RNA of Larimichthys crocea (large yellow croaker), 1175 nucleotides long. RefSeq names its product dysbindin domain containing 1 (gene dbndd1). The record is from RefSeq and is a predicted model, not a curated record. NCBI's taxonomy places the organism in Eukaryota, Metazoa, Chordata, Actinopteri, Sciaenidae. The coding region runs from base 465 to 941 and encodes 158 amino acids. Gene Ontology annotation, cellular component: cytoplasm. Gene Ontology annotation, biological process: negative regulation of protein kinase activity. The transcript has 4 exons.